Rhododendron vialii is the source of this 1146-nucleotide messenger RNA. RefSeq lists its product as uncharacterized. The record is from RefSeq and is a predicted model, not a curated record. NCBI's taxonomy places the organism in Eukaryota, Viridiplantae, Streptophyta, Magnoliopsida, Ericales, Ericaceae. The coding region runs from base 103 to 921 and encodes 272 amino acids. The transcript has 5 exons.
GAUUAAGAAAGCUAGGUCCAGGAAAAACACGACCCUCAUUCAUCGACCAAUGCUCCAAACAUUCCAUUCCAACCCUCUCUCUCUCUCUCUCUAGAUUUGGCCAUGGCAUUUCUGGCUUCAGUCUCAGCUACCCCUCUCUCCUUCUCCAUAGCUUCCCCGCGCCCUACAAGUACAACAAGAACAAGAACAACUCACAAACGAUCGUCCCCUACUGUUACUCCACUUGCUGCUUUGAGCUCAUCGCCUUCCUCUGGUUCAUCAUCGCCCCCACCAAAGUCCUUUGUGGAAUCACCUAAAAUCCCAGAAAACGGAUUCAACUACGCACUAGCCGGCCCAAAUGGCAACAACCCUUUUCUUCGCUUCUUUCAGUCCACCGAGUCCUCCAUUGAAAGGGCAAUAUUUGACUUCCGCUUUUUGGCACUUUUUGCUAUCGCGGGUUCAUUGGCUGGUUCUUUGCUGUGCUUUCUGAAUGGCUGUGUGUACAUAGUUGAGGCAUACAAAGUUUACUGGACGAGCUGUGUCAAAGGGAUACACACAGGAAAGAUGGUACUACUGCUAGUUGAAGCUAUUGAUGUGUAUCUUGCUGGGACUGUCAUGUUAAUUUUUGGUAUGGGCUUAUAUGGUUUAUUUAUAACCAAUGUAUCUCCUGAUGUCCCUCCAACUGUUGACCGUGCUCUAAAGGGGUCUUCCUUAUUUGGGAUGUUCGCUUUAAAGGAAAGGCCUAAAUGGAUGAAAAUCAGCUCGCUUGACGAACUGAAGACGAAAGUCGGACACGUUAUUGUCAUGAUUCUUUUGGUGAAGAUGUUUGAGAGGAGCAAGAUGGUGACUAUAGCCACUGGAUUGGAUCUGUUGAGCUAUUCUGUUUGUAUCUUCUUGUCUUCUGCUUCCUUGUACAUACUUCACAAUCUGCACAAAGACUAACAUUGCCCCAAAACACAAGUUAGAGAUAUUGUGUAAAAUCUUAUCUUUGGUUGCCAGUAAUGAAAUUGUAGUUAACUUUGUAUUACAAAAAAAAAAAAACUAUCUUGGAUCGUAUUUUUUGUUUAUUACAGUCUGUUGAUGCUCUUACUAUUCCAGCUUCAGAAAGCUGAAUGAUUUUGGAAUAAGGAAAGGACUGGAUGAUCAAAGAAAGGAAAGGAUUGGGUC